AUGAUAAUGCGCAAAAGCCGAUCGGGCAAUCGCUUGGCUUCUCACGAUGCUCAACGAAAAGCCUGGGACUUUGGAGAAAUGAUGAACGAUGAUUCCUUGACAUCUUGGGCGGAUCACAGCGACUCGAGUCUGACAUUCAACUCUUCGACGUCGUCCUUUUCCAGCCCCAAGCCAUCUCCUCGCCUCAUUCGACAGCAACGAAUGAGUGUCGCCACCGAUAUGUUGAAACGAAGCAUUCACAGUUUUGAUCGCUUAAUACUCGAUGCCUCCAGUUCCUCCUUGUUGGGGAACUUGUCCAAUGACUAUUUGGAAGGAGGAGAAGAGCAACAACACGAACACGAAGAAGAAGACGCAGCACAGCGAGCCACCGUCGCAGAACAAGUGGCACGAGAAGAAUUGCCCGUCAUUGUGGUACGCAGCAACUGUGGAAUUGCAUCCAGAAGAAGACGAACUAGCCAAGGAAACAAGGGCGGUGAUCCCAUGUCCAACUCUUCGUCGUCCAGAAGGAGAUCCCGUCGUCGCGAAGGCAGUGGCAAGUCACGACGACGCUCCGAUCAACCACAAACUCAUUUAGAGCUGCAAAUCCCAGAUAUGUAUACAUAG
This is a messenger RNA of Seminavis robusta, 603 nucleotides long. The record is from the annotation of a GenBank genome assembly. Lineage: Eukaryota; Bacillariophyta; Bacillariophyceae; Naviculales; Naviculaceae.